This is a messenger RNA of Akanthomyces muscarius, 951 nucleotides long. RefSeq lists its product as uncharacterized. The transcript is spliced from 3 exons. The record is from RefSeq and is a predicted model, not a curated record. Bases 1 to 951 code for a protein of 316 amino acids. NCBI's taxonomy places the organism in Eukaryota, Fungi, Ascomycota, Sordariomycetes, Hypocreales, Cordycipitaceae. Gene Ontology annotation, cellular component: plasma membrane; fungal-type vacuole.
AUGCCCCAAGGACCACCAAAUGGAUCUUCUGCUCCGCAUGGGAUACCACCCGGUACUAUCGUAUUCGGGCCCAAGGGUAAUUGCACACUCGCCAUCUGCCCCGUACAAUAUUCUGUUUACGGUUACCGUCCAUCCCUAGCAGCGAACUCAGUAUUCAUCGCGCUUUUUGCCGCUGCGGGCGCUAUCCAUCUCUAUCAAGGUAUCCGCUGGAAGUCGUGGCUCUUCAUGUGCAGCGUCCUUAUUGGCUGCGUCUCUGCAAUCCUGGGGUACAUUGGCCGUGUCAUGAUGCAUACGAACCCAUUCAACUUUUCAGCGUUCAUGCUUCAGAUCAUCUGCGUCACGACUACUCCCAUCUACUUUUGUGCCGCCAUUUACGUCACACUCGCCCAAGUCAUCACCACCUUCUCACCAGCCCUCUCUCGCUUUAAGCCAAGCUACUUUUACUGGAUUUUUGUACCGUGUGACUUCGUCUCGCUGGUCAUCCAGGCUGCUGGUGGCGCUUUGUCCGUCGCAUCAAAGGGAACCAGCCAAAUCGGGGUUGAUCUUGCGCUGUCUGGUCUCUCUUUCCAGGUCUUUACCAUCUGCAUUUUCUGCGGUUUUAUGGGCGAGUACAUGUACCGAUACUUCCGAUCCGGCGUCGGUAAGGGCAUGUAUAGUUGGAAGUUGUACACAUUCUUUACAUUCCUAUCUCUUGCCAUUCUGCUCAUCACUAUUCGCUGCGUGUUCCGUGUGGUCGAGCUGCGCCAGGGCUAUCGCGGGUCUUUGGUCCGUGAAGAAACGCUCUUCAUUGCGCUGGAGGGAGUGUUGGUUUUGGCCUCUGCUUUUGCUCUCAUGCUUGGACACCCCGGCCUUGUCUUUAAGGAGCAUAUUAACGGUCACCAGGAAAUCCAGCGGGAUUCUGUAACUUUUCCACUAGCAGACCGUCAAAGGCGCAAUCCCGAGGUUGAUUGA